This is a messenger RNA of Cuscuta epithymum, 968 nucleotides long. The record is from the annotation of a GenBank genome assembly. NCBI's taxonomy places the organism in Eukaryota, Viridiplantae, Streptophyta, Magnoliopsida, Solanales, Convolvulaceae.
AUAUCCUGAGGCCAGAUCAUUGACGUAUGCUGAGUUCCCCCAAAAAUUUGUUUGGAACAAAAAAAGGAGGGAAUGGACUCCUAGAAAAAAGGCAUUCGCUAUUGGUAGAAUUUAUUAUGUCCAUCCUGGGAGUGGUGAAUCUUAUUAUCUCAGAUGCCUGUUGAAUCACAUUCGUGGUGCAAUGUGUCACAAAGAUCUCCGAACGGUUGCUGGUGUAAUAUAUGUUUCAUUUCGUGAAGCGUGUUAUGCCUUGGGAUUACUGGAUGAUGACAAGGAAUUCAUUGAUGCUUUCAAGGAAGCAAGCUUUUUCUCUUCAGGUUUUUACAUGAGAAUUUUAUUCGUUAUUCUUUUGUGGACGGAGUCAAUGUCUAGGCCCGAAUCUGUAUGGCAACAUUGCUGGAGGUACAUGGCGGAUGACAUACAACACACACGAAGACGAUUGUUGCAACAUCCAGAAUUGAUUCUUUCGGAUGACCAAUUGGAGAAAUUGGCUUUGGCUGAAUUAGAGAAAUUGUUGCGGGGUCGUGGAAAGAGUCUGCGAGAUUACCCUCCGAUGCCAACGGUUACGAUGGAUUCCAUGCUUUCUUCCAAUGACAGAAUGAUAUACGAAGAGCUUAGCUAUGACCGCAGCGCAAUGACUGAGGAACACGCAAAAUUGGUUGGUUCCCUGACGGAUGAACAAAAGUCUGUAUAUGAAACGAUAAUGCAUUCCGUGGAAGAGGAGGUAGGAGGUGUUUUCUUUGUGUACGGGUAUGGUGGAUCUGGAAAAACAUUUGUUUGGAGGACACUUUCUGCCGCCCUUAGGUCUAAGGGUGAGAUCGUGCUUAAUGUCGCAUCGAGUGGGAUUGCCUCCCUGCUACUACCUGGUGGACGUACUGCACAUUCUCGAUUUGCAAUCCCAAUUAGUUUGAAUGAAGACUCCACCUGUAAUAUUAAGCAAGGGAGUCCUCUUGCUAGACUUAUUGUAC